This is a messenger RNA of Paramecium primaurelia, 8519 nucleotides long. The record is from the annotation of a GenBank genome assembly. Lineage: Eukaryota; Ciliophora; Oligohymenophorea; Peniculida; Parameciidae.
AUGGAUAAUUUGAGUUUAAGAAACAUCUUUGCAAUUAAUGAAGCUGAAUUGUCUGAGGAGAGUUGUUUUACUUUUGGAAUAUGGUCUAAAUAUAGUCCAUUAAAUAUAAAAGCUUUUAAAGAUCAAAUUGGUAUGUUUUAAAGUAAUUGCUAUUAAUUAAUAAAUGUAAUGGAAUACACAACUUAAAGUUUAUAUUUUAUUUAUUAUGUCUGUCUUGAAUAUUCAACAAAAAGAAUAGUAAAAACAAUAUAAUUUGUAAAUGAUUAAGAUUAAUCAAUUCAAUUUGACAAAGCUCUUGAUCCAUAUGAAUUUGAAAACAUUUGGUACUAAUUUUAGUUGAUUUCAUGGCCAAUGUUAAGGAGAUUAGAAUUGAUCAUCAUAAAAUAAGAUAAAACAAUACUCAAAGAACUAAUAACUGAUAUUAAGCCUUUCAAAGAAUAACAACUAUUAUUAACAUUUGGAGACAACUUGGAAGUAAUUGAAUCUAGGAUUGAUUAAAUUAAAUAAGGAAUGAUAUUUUCUUUAUUUCCAGGAUAAAUUGUUGUAUAUCAUCCCUUAAUAGAUAUAAUCCCUAUAUCAUUUGACUUUUAAUAACAAAUAAUUGAAGGAUAUUCUAGUCUAACAUAAUGUAAUUGUUAAAACAAUGAACAAGUGGAUUUAGAAGACAUUGGCUUAAAUGUUCUUGAUGACAAGAUUUAUAUUUCAGAAAAUGUUAAUUGUAAUUUUUAUGCAUUGAGUGGGUGGUUCAAAGUAAAAGAUAUAGUGUAGAAAUCUGAAGAAUUUACUUAUUAAUUUAUUAAAAUGACAGUAUUUAUAGGAAAACAACAAAUAUUUAAUGAGAACUUAGCUACAUUUUAAAUGUUUUAUUAGAUCUCUACUCUUUCAACCAAAAUAAUAAUAAAAACCUAUACUUAUGAUUUUCCAAUUGCCAUAAAAGAGAUUUAAGAUGUUUCAUAGGAAAUUGAGAAAUAAUUUUAGAUUUAAAAGGAUAAUCUAAAGUAAUGGCAUUAUUUGUUUUUGUAAUUAGAAGAUAAUUAAUUUAAUAUUAAAAUAACUUUUUAUGAUUAUUAAAGUAAUAUCUAAUUUUAUGAGGCUUAAUUAUAAGUAAGAUAAUUUCAUAAUUGUUAAUUUAAAUUAUAGUAUGGAAAUAUAUAAUAGAAUUCAUUAAACUUUUUAAAAAUAGAAUUAAGAAAAUUUUAAUUUACUAAUUGCUAAUAUGAUGAAAGGAUAACUAAAUGCCAUUCUAGUUGUUUAGAUUGUGAUGGUUCUAAUAAGAGUAAUUGUUUGUCAUGCUCAGUUGAUUAGUAGAGGAUAUACAUUCCUGAAUUUAAACAAUGCCUUUGUCCAUAUUCUACAAUAGAUUAUGAUAAUAAAUGCAUUACUUAUGAAGAUUCAAACCUAUUAUUAAAAGUUAAAUAAAAUAUUAAUAACAAGUGUAAAGCAGGUUAUUUUGAAUUAGAAGGAGAUUGUGAAAGAUGGUAUAUUAUUAAAUAAUUCUUCAUAGUCCUUCUAGAGUAAAAGAUGAUUUGAUUACAUGUUUUGAAUGCUUUUCAUAAGGAAAGGAUUGGGCUUCUAAAUCUAUAUGUGAAGAAUAUAUUUAUUUUCCUUUAUCUUUUUAGAUUGAAAAUGCUAUUCUUUACGAUUAUUCAUUGUAGUAUUACCAUGAUGGAUCUGAUCUAAUAAUAUGUGAGAAUUGUUUAGAACUGGGUUAUGAACAAGAAUUGUAAAAUGAAGAUGCCAUUUAUAAAUUGUUUGUAGAAAAAUUUAAUAGUUUUGAAUCAUUUUGUUUUUCUUUAAUAGACUUUGUUUAAGAGUAAAAAUGUACAAUUUGUAAUGUUGGUUUUUGUAUUUUAUGUGGAAUUUAAGUUGAAGGAAUAGUUUGUUUAAAAUGUGAAGAGGAUUAUAUUGUAGUUGAUGGAUUAUGUAUAUUCAACAAAAAAAUUCCUUAUAUCUAUAAAUAAUGUCAACCUCCUUAUUAUACAACUUAUACUAGAGAAUGCAAGAUAUGUCCUAUUAAAUAUUGCUUAUAAUGUUUUGAAUAUAAUUAUAAUAAUAAUGAGGAAUCUAAUUCACUCUCCUAAGCUAAAGUUUAUAUUCUAGAAGAGAGUAAUUCUUAUGUUAAAAUUGGAUGUGUUUAAUGCUAAGAUGGUUAUAUUUUUAAUUUUAACUCUGGGUUAUGUGUUAAUUAAGUACCAAGAAUAUAAUAUUGUUUAACAUCAUAUAUAAAAUAAUUAGAUGAAAAAUGUUUAAUAUCAUCCUUGAAUAAUUUUGAAGUUUCAAGAGUAAUUAAUAAUUGUGAUGAUUAUAAUUUAAAUUGUGAAAUAUGCGCAUUUUAUUAUCAAUCAGUUAUAAUUUGUAUAAACUGUAAAAUUGGAUUUUUGUUAUAAGAAGGAUAAUGUUAUAUGAAUGAAGAAUCUAAAAUUAAUUAUUCUAUAGAUAUCUGGGAUUUGUAAAUUUAAGCCUUUUUAUUAAUAUAUCAAUUAAAUAAAAGUUUAGAUUAUCCUAACGACAAAUCUUCAAAAUGUGGAUAUUCUUGUCUUUCAUGUAAAAAUAAUGAUUAUUAAUACUUUUGUGAAAAAUGUAGGUCAAACUAUUUGGAAGAUCCCAUAAAAAUCUAGUUUGGACUUUAUUGUCCUGAAUGUCCUCGACUUUGCCAAAUUUGUAAAUCACGUCCUCUUUAAGAUAUUAAAGUAAUUUAAUAUAUUAUAUAUAUUUAGACUAUUAAUCCUUUAUAUUAAAUUACUUAAGAAAAUUCUAUAUAUACAUAAUAAUGUCUUUUACCAAUUAUGGAUCCAUUUGUUUUUCAUGAUCCCUAUCAAAAAAUAACACAAUAUUGUUUUGAUGGCAUUUGUCAUCACGAAUUUGAAUUAGAAUUUUUUUAAGUUAAUUGCUUUUUCAAUAGAUUUCCAAGUACUCUUUCAUACUUCAAUAUCAAUUCAGAAUAUUGUAACCACAUUGGAAUAAAUACACUUACAUUUAACUUAUACUUUGAUUUAUAAGUGGAUUCUUGUUUAAUAGUUCCAACAAUGAAAAGUCAGGCAUCAUUAAAAUAAGAUAUCUUUACACUAAACAAUAUAAAUAUUAAUGUAAAAGCUUUGAAUCCGUUCUUUCUUGUAUUUAUCAAUUUAAUAUUAUUUGAAGAUUAUGAUAAAGUGACUUUUAUUAAUUUUGGUUUUAUAUUUGAAGAAAAUUUGUAAAACAAUAUUAUUUUGUUGAAUAUUCAUAAUCAUGUUGAUUUAUCAUUGAUUAAUUGUACAAUAAUGAAUAGUAGUAUCAUUAAUGUUACAUCUGUAUUUUAUGCUGAAUAAUUUGGUUCAAUCUAUAUAUAAAACUUUUCAAUUAUAAAUACAACCAUUAAAAAUUCCUCAUUAUUUAAUUUACAACUAUUAUAAUUACAAGGAUAAAUGGCUAUUGAUUCCUUAUUUAUUGUAAAUUGUACAUUUAUAGAUUCCUAAUUUAUCUAAUUUUCAAAAAGCUUAUAAAAUAUUCAAAUUCUAAAUUUAACUUUAGAUUCAUGUGUAUUCUAAAAUGCAUCACUUUUUACUUUUUAUUUAAAUUACAUAAAAGUAACAACAUUCCAGAUGAAAAAUAUAUUUAUUAAAAAUAAUUAUUUUCGUCUUUCAUAUUUCCUAUUUUGUUCAUAAAUUAUUCAUAUAGUCUUAAAUAAUGUUAUAUUGGAAAUUAAUAGAAUUGAAAAUUCAAUAUUAUUUGGAUUUAGUUAUAGUUUAUCUGCUAAUUACAUUCAAAUUAAAGGAAAUCUAUUUAUUGAAUCACAAUUCUUAUAAACAAUUGAAGUAACAAAUGAUAAAAUCGCUUAAUGUUCUAUCUAUGAACUUAUAGUAGAAAAAAAUGUACUUCAAAAUACUAAUCUAUUUCAUAUAUUUUCAAAUUCUUAUUCAAAUAAAUUGUUAAUUUCUAUUUCAUCUGUUCAAAUCUAAUAAAACAUUAGAUCAAUUAAUACAGAUUAAUCAAGUUAAAUAUUAAAUAUUAAUAGUAAAACAUUAAAUUUAAAUAAUUUUUUUAUUAGCGAUAACUAAGAAAUUCGUAUUAUUAAUCUUUAUGAUAAUGAAGAUAUAAAACUCAACAAUUUAAUUUUUUAAAAUUAAAUAGUUCAUCAAAAAGUCUCUGUUUCAAAGAAUUGUUUAUAGAGAUCAAAUCUCUAAAACUAAUUAAUAUUAAUUAUGGGUUUUGAUUAGAUUUAAUUAGAAAAAUGCAAAAUUAUAAAAUAAUCAAGUGUUGAUGAAUCACUAAUAGAAAUAGUUUCUAGUAAAUCAAAAUAAUAAUUUGGUUUAAUUGUCAUAAAAAACAUUGAAUUUUAUGGAAAUCUUUUACAAUUAUUUAGUUAAGUCUAAUCUUUUUCAUUAUUAGCCAUUAUUUCAGAUAAGUAAAUUAAUGUUGUAAUGGAAGAUGUGAAAUUUUAAAAUAACUUUAUGCAUAUAUAUUCUGAAAGUGCUCUAAAGUAAUCAGCUACUUUAUUUUAUAUUACUUCAGCUCUAAGUUAUAUUUCAAUUAAUAAUUUAAAUUGUAUCUAAAAUUCUUUGACUAAUUCAUCUAAUUCUUUUAUCAGGAUUUCAACUAAAUAGUUAAUAAUGAGCAAUAUAUUGAUCAAAAAUCAUAACAUUUUACCAUAUAAUAUUUGGAAAGAUUAUUAUCCUAUAAGUUUAGAGAAUGAAAAUGAUUAAGAAGAAAUUAAUCUCUUUAUAAUGUAGAUUUAUCAUAUUAAAGUAAUAGGAGGAGCAGCUUAAAUUGAAACUAGCAAAUUUUAAUGUUUAAAUUGUUCAUUUCAAGAAAUAUUAGUUGCAAAAAGUUCAGUUUUUGAUAUUGUUACUUCAAAUGAAGGAAUUAUUUUAAUUAAAAAUUUCUCAGUUAAUUCAACUACAUAUAGUUAGAUUGAAUAGGCUGAAAGUUCUGGAUGUUUAACUUUGAAUUCUUAGAAUAGUUUAUUAACUCUAUCUAUAUCAUCUGCUAGAUUCUCAAAUGUAAUUAAUAGAAUGUCCACAUCCCUUUUCUCAAUAAUACCAUCAUUACUUCAAAAUAAUAUAAUUAUCGAAAAUGUAUAUAUUAUCAACUGUAUUUCAUUGAUGAAUUAGAUAAUUGAUAUUUAAUUCAUUAAUUAGAUUGUUGCUUUGAAUUAAAUUUAAUUCAUAAAUAUUAAGAUAAUAUAAGAUUAAUAAGCAUGGGUUACCUAUUUUUAAUAGGUAGGAUUAAUAAGUUUGUCUGAGAUAUUAGAAAUAACAGGAAAUAAUAAUGCUUUAAUAUUUUUUGAAAAUUGUGACAUUUAAAUAAGAGAUUUAAUAGUUGAAGGAAUACUAAUUGCUCCUGUUUUAAAGUUAAUUAAUGUACAAAAUUUGUUGAUCUUUAAUUGUUAUAUUGAAAAUAUACUCAGUAUAACAUCAUAAGAUUUAAUUCAUAUUAGUUAAACCAUUCAAACUAAAUCUUUUAUUUAUUUAAAAUCAAUUAAUAUUAGAGAAGCACUUUUACUUACAUCAAAUUCUUUUCCAUAUGUUCAGUCUUCUAAGCUUAAUGCUGAUUAUUUUAUAGGUGGAUGUCUGAUUAUGAAUAAUUCAUUUUUAAUUGAAUAACCAGAAGAUUAUCUUUCUAGCAAUAUCAUUUAGCUGUAAAAAUCAUAAUAAAUAAAAAAUUCAAUCAUAUAUAUAAAAAGUUAAUCAAAUUUAAGUAAUAUUUUUCUAGAUAUGAUAAAAUUAGAGUAUAAUAAUUUUCAAACAAGUAUAAAUGGAAUUAUUUAUUUUGAAGUUGCAUCUUUUUAGAAAUUAAGAAUCUAGAAUUUAGAUUGUAAUAACAAUUUUAUAAAAGAAUAUGGAUGUCUUCAUUUCGUAGGCAAUAACUCAGUUAAUUCUAGAAUUUAAAUUAAGGAUUCAAAUUUUAUUAAUAAUAACGGAACUAAAGGAGUUGCUAUUAAAGUUACUGAUAUAUCUUUAGAUUUAAGAAAUUGUAAAAUUACUUCCAAUUUCGCAAGUACUUAAGGUGGAGGUUUAUAUUUAAGAAUAACAUCAAAAUUAUUUAGAAUAAUAAAGACAUUGAUUAUAAAUAAUCAUGCAUAAGAAGGAGGAGGAAUUUAUUUUGAAAAAGAUCAUAAUUUGAAUAAAGAGAACUUUUAUUAUUCUUAUUUAUUUUUCAAUUAAGCAUUAAAUUAUGGAAAUAAUCUUGUUGAAAAUCCAACCCAUUUAGCACUCUUUAUUAAUUCAAAAGAAAUGCCUGCUGAAAUAUAAUAGAAGGAUACUACAUCAAUAAGUUUUCUCAAGAUUAAACCUUAUAAAAUAAUUGAAUAAGGAAAAUAUAUUGAGACAAAGCAACUCAUGAUUCCCAGUAAUCAAGAAAUCAAUGUCUAUUAAUUAUUUAUUUUAAAAAGAUCCUUAUAUAUAAGCUAUAUUAAAAAUAUGAGUCUAUAGUUUAAAAACAGUAAAGGAGAAUUACUUUUUAAUUUAAUUAGCUCAACAUGUCAUGUAUCCAGUUUUUUGAUUAAAAAAGAUGGGGGAGAAGUUGUAGGAUUAACUAAAAAUCAUAUAUUAUCAUAUGAAUCUUUAAAUAAUAACUUUGAGUUAGGAGCUUUAGCUUUUAGCAUUGAUCCUUACGAAUUAGAUUAUAGUCAUUUAAAAAUUCAAGUCAACUGCAAAACUUCAUAUUCCUAAAAUGAAUUCACAUAUAUACUUAAUGCAAAAAGUCUUAAAUGUUAAUUAGGUGAAUUUUAUAUUGAGAAUGGUUGUUAAAUUUGCAGUUGGAGUUAAGGAUUUUAUAGUGUCACUUAUAAUGCAAUUAAAUGUUCCAUAUAUGAUAAAUAAAAAUUCUAAAAUAUAACAUCAAAUAUGAUUAAUUUAUAUGAGGGUUAUUGGAGACCUAACUAUUUGUCAGAUUAUACUGAAUCAUGUUAUAAAAAUCCAUAAUUUUGCUAAGGAGGUUGGGGUGUCGGAGAUAGUACAUGUAUAUUGGGACAUAAAGGUGCCUUAUGUGAAAUGUGUGAUGUUUAUAAUUAAAAAGGGGAUGGAAAGUUUUUUAAGGAAUAAUAGAACUUUUCAUGUUAAUCAUGUUCAAAAAAUGAUAACAUUGUCCUUCCUUUUUUAUUUGCAUUAUUUUAGUAUAUAAGAUUAUUAAUUUAUAGGUCUUUAUUAUCUAUAACCUUGUCCUUAAAAAGCAUCAAUAAAUCAAAUUAACUAUUUUCUUCACUAAAAAUAUUUUUUAGAUUGAGUAAAUUAAUAUUUAAAUUGAGUUAAGGUAAUAAUUUCUAUUAAUAAUUAGAUCAUGAAGGCAUAUUAGUAAAACUAUUAUUAAAUUAUUUAUGGAUAUUUUCUGUUAUUUUUACUUUCAAUAUUAAUUUUUCGUUCUCCUUUAUAUUUAUUGAGUAAUCUAGCAAUAGCUUUUAUUUUAUGGUCAAUAAUUUAGAUUGUUACUUAUCAGACUUAUAAACACAGUUAAUCUAUAUUAAAAUCUUUGUAAUUUUAAUAUUAAUGUUAUUAUAAUUCAACUUGAUACUUGCUCUAUCCCUUGUAUAUCAUAGUAUAACUAAAAAUAAUAUGGACAAUAGCUUACUCUCAAAUACUUUGCUUUAUUUAUAUGUUUUUAAUUAUGGAGGAUUGAUAAAAAUGUAUUAUAUUGAAUUUAUAAUUAGGCUCUGUUCAUCCUUGUCAGGUAGAUAAAUAUCGAAUAUAAAUUAUAUAUAAGGAGAUGUAUCCUUAUUAUAUGAUACAAGGGAUCAUUAAUUGUGGAUAUAUUCUCUAAUUUUACCAUUACUAGUAGUUUAUGGUUGCAUAAUACCAUUUUCUUUAUUUUUAUUAACUUAUAUUAAAAGAGAUAUUCUUGAUAAAAUUAAAUUUAGAAGACAUAUUUGUUAUUUAUUUAAUGAAUACACUGAUAACAAUUAUUAUUGGGAAUAGAUUAAAUUAUUAUAAAAAGCAAUAAUAAUUUUAAUAACAACUUACUUUGAAAAUAAUAUUCUAUUAAAGACAUCAUUAUUAGGACUAUGUUUACUCUCUUAUUAAGCAAUAGCUGUUAAAAAUAAACCUUACAUUAUUUCAAAGUUUAACAAUUUAGAUUUGGCUUCAGGAUAAAUUUGCUCAAUUGCCAUAUUUCUAGCAGCAAUUAAAUAUGAAAGUUAAAACUUAAAUAAUUAAUUUUUUUCAGUAUUCCUAUAAAUAUUAAUACUUAUUAUAUUGAUAAGACUUUGUUAUCCAUUCAUUUUCAAUAUUGUUACUGUUUAUUAUCAAAAAUAUAGCUUUUUGAUUUUAACAAAGAUUCAUUAAAGUUUCAAAUCUUUAAAUUUAAAUAAAUAAUGCAUUAAAGUUCUUGGAAAUUAUCUAAUUAAAGAGAAUGAAAGAAAAUAGAAAUUGAAAAGAAAUUUCCAAAAACUUAAAGAAUAUUUGAUAUCUAAAUCUUAAUCUAAAAUUCAGUCAUCAAAUUAUAGGUAUACAUAUUCAUUAACUAAUUUUAGAACUACUAACAUAAAGAUUCAUCUAAGAUCAACAUCAAAUAGUGGACAGUAUUUAGUUGAAGCAUUGAAUGAAUGA